This is a messenger RNA of Ostertagia ostertagi, 831 nucleotides long. NCBI's taxonomy places the organism in Eukaryota, Metazoa, Nematoda, Chromadorea, Rhabditida, Trichostrongylidae. The record is from the annotation of a GenBank genome assembly.
AUGGGUUCAUCGAGCAAAAGAAUCAGCUCAACAUUCCAACGUGCCAUGAAUCUCAUUCGCGAAAGGAACUGGGAAGGUCCUUGGGAGAAACCCAGACGUUUGCAAACGAUUUUCGUGCCUAAAAGUCUAGAGAAUAUCCUAAAAUGGUUGCCUGUGGAUAUAAAAGGCGUGGUUUACGGUAAAAACUCCAUGCCACCUCCGGAUGACAAAAGUGAUGUAUUAGUGGUGGUCGGAAAAGAAUUCUCGGACAGAGACACUGCACUAUACCUACUACGACCAUGGUUGGAAAGAAUAAGAUCUCUGGACGUAAGCCUUGCAAUGGGCAUGGCUCCACGCGAGCAAAACACUGAGUCGAAUAUCCGUCUAUGGGGCCAGACGGCAGCGAAUGUGUCAGCUAUCCUACGCUCCGUAGCUCAAUUCCUAGAAGACGAUGCUCCGGCUGAAGAAUGGGAUAACCCAAUACGAUGUUUGGGUAGUGACCCAUAUGACAACCACGAUAUGGUCGGGCGUUUCAAAGCACGCAUUUUCUAUGAAAAAGUGCGUAAGUAUUGGGUGCCUUCGUGGCCAGAACCCCAAGUCGAGGCAGAGGAUAAAAAGAGCAGCCGAAAAAGGAGCAUUAACGACUCUGAAAAACAAGUAUACGGUGGAAUGAGGCCGAAACGAGGACGUUUCGUGAGACAUCCCGAUCAUCACUACGAUACACCCAGAGGCCCACUUGGAAGUAGGGUUCAGUUCGCUUAUUGGACGACCCCGGAAUCGUCGCCCGCGGCCAAGUACUCAGAUCGACACUACCGCCGACCCGUACGCUGGAUCCUACCUCAACAGGCCAAG